Messenger RNA from Mastomys coucha (southern multimammate mouse), 162 nucleotides. Its product is annotated as DPH3 homolog. Lineage: Eukaryota; Metazoa; Chordata; Mammalia; Rodentia; Muridae. The transcript has 2 exons. The coding region runs from base 1 to 162 and encodes 53 amino acids. The record is from RefSeq and is a predicted model, not a curated record.
AUGGUAGUGUUUCAGGACAAAGUGAAAAUUGAGUGCUUUCAAUAUAAUGACUCAGAGACAUAUUUCUACCCCUACCCCUGUGGAUAUCAUUAUAAAAAUGAUCAGUUCAUGUGUGGAGAAACAGUCCUAGCACCUUCAACCAACAAAGAGUUAGUUAAAUGA